Ostreobium quekettii is the source of this 717-nucleotide messenger RNA. The record is from the annotation of a GenBank genome assembly. NCBI's taxonomy places the organism in Eukaryota, Viridiplantae, Chlorophyta, Ulvophyceae, Bryopsidales, Ostreobiaceae.
AUGUCGCCUGCAGUUUUGGGUGUAGGGAUGAGAUCGUUGUAUGACGCAUUCGAAGACUACAAGGGGAGGCGAAUGGCCAUACUUCGUGCGUUGACUACCGACUUUGAGAAGUUCUACCAGCUCUGUGACCCCAAUCACGACAACCUGUGUUUGUAUGGCUACCCAAACGGCAGUUGGAAAGUCUGCCCUCCAUCAGAAGAGGUGCCAACAGAGCUGCCGGAGCCAACCCUUGGCAUAAAUUAUGCAAGGGAUGGAAUGCAGAGGGACGAUUGGCUUGCUCUGGUAUCCAUAUACUCCGACUCGUGGCUGAUGUCACUUGCUUUUUUUACUGGGUCUCGCCUGGACAAGCAACAAAGAGUGGAGCUGUUUGAGUUGAUCAAUCGCCUUCCAACUUGCUAUGACAUGAUUUCUGGACGGACAAAUAAUCAUGCCUGGCAGCCAGGCCUUCAGCAACUGCCGGCAUCAAUACGGCAGAGGGCUGGUGUGCUGGACGAAGAGGAGAUGCAGAUGGAAGACGGAGAGGCUGAAGAUGGUGGUUGGGAGGAUGGUGAGGGUGAGCCAUGCCCACAGUGUGGCAAAUUGUACAGGAGUGGGGAGUUUUGGAUCGCUUGUGACUACUGCGAUAUUUGGUACUGCGGUCGUUGCGCAAAGAUGACCCAGGAAAGGGCAGAGACCGUGAGGAAGUGGAAGUGCCCAUCCUGCCUCGAGAAGCUGUAG